UUUUAGAAAUCGAUGAUCAUAUAAUAAAGUGAGCACAGAAAAAGACACUCCGCACAGUGCGGCAAGAGAGAGAGAGAAGAAUAUGGGUUCGCGAGAGGACCAGCCAACGCUGCACCUGAGCAGCCUAGUUGUAAGGCCCACCGACAGCGGCGGAGAUAAUGACAGUGACGGUGUUGGUAGCGACUACGAGCCCGGCGAGGUUCGUCCAGAUGCACCACCCUAUUCACGUUCCGGUCGAUUCUCCGAUACUCAUGGAUAUAGAAUACGUGCAGGUUCUGUUUCACCUGAGCGCCAUAGGAAUGCAGAUCAUCGGUAUAGUCCUGAUUUUGAUCAUUCUGGUGGCCCACCACGUAGUCGUGGAUUUGGCAGAGGGAAAUAUCCAGGUAGACAUCGAGACUAUUCACCCCCUUACGGUCGUGGAAGAGAAGCUGGCAGGUUUCUGGGCAAAAGUUAUGAUAGACCUGAUUAUGGUGCAGGGCAAGUUAGAGGCGAAGGUCUACCUAGAAGUAACCCAAAUGUACGGCCAAGAGAUGGUGAUUGGAUGUGCAUGGAUCCGUUAUGUAACAACUUGAACUUUGCAAGGCGAGAGUACUGUAACAAAUGCAAAAGGCCUCGAUAUGCACCUGCUGGGAGUCCUAGGAGAGGUUUUCCUUGUCCCCCUCCCCCUCGCCACAUUCCUGGCCCCCUAAUCAAUCGUUCUCCAGGAAGGUUUGUGAAUGGGUAUAGGUCCCCUCCUCGUGGCUGGGCUAGAGAUGAUGCCAGAGAUUUCAGAGUUGGGGUUCCUCAUUCCAGAUAUGAAGGGAGGUUUGCAGAUCCGCCAAUCCGUAGAGAUAGGCCUGAUUAUCCCGAUGCUGAUUAUAGGGACCGGAGUAGGUUUGAAAGGCCUCCACCCCUGGAUUGGGGACAUAGGGAGCGUGUCAGAGAGAGUUUCUUAAGCGAGAGGAAAGGUUUGGAAAGGCGAAUACCAUCUCCGCCUCGUCCUCCAGUAUUACCUCGUGGCCAAUGGGCCCGUGAUAUCAGGGAGAGAAGUCGUUCUCCAGUGAGAGGUGGACCGCCACCCAAAGACUAUCACCGUGAUUUAUACAUGGGAAGGGGACGAGAUGAUCGGCGAGUUGGACGUGAUGCAUAUUAGCUGGUGUGGAAAUUAUAAUUUUUGUUAAACUAGAUGUAUGUUUCAUGGCUAGCAAAAGUAACAGUCAAAUAUUUUCCUAGUUUCCAAGCACAUUUUCUAUCAAAUUCAGAACCCGUCUGUAAUUUUAUUUGUGUUGCUGAACCAUAACUAACUUUGGUGAAUCUCCUUUUUAGUUGGUUCCUUUUGGCUUUACAUAUUCCCCCGUUGGUUUGAUUAACCUUGGGAGGCUGCUUACUGUAUUCGAAAGAAGUGGUAAUGGAACGAUGUCAUUUGAAUUCA
Messenger RNA from Nicotiana tabacum (common tobacco), 1411 nucleotides. RefSeq lists its product as uncharacterized. NCBI's taxonomy places the organism in Eukaryota, Viridiplantae, Streptophyta, Magnoliopsida, Solanales, Solanaceae. Gene Ontology annotation, biological process: regulation of DNA-templated transcription. The record is from RefSeq and is a predicted model, not a curated record. Gene Ontology annotation, molecular function: RNA binding.